AUGUUUUGUAUAUAUAGACCUGCUCAUAUAGGAAAAAAAAAGAAAUCAUCCGAAUUUUACAAUAACGUCGCCUCUCUGGGGCAGAAGGUAGAACUGCAGACGAAACUCGACACUUCCUCGCUACGGUACGAAAAUUCAAGCGACUAUACUGGCAAAAAGCGAAUAUAUAGCGCCAAAUUGGACAAUAAUAUCUACGCGAUCUGUAAGUGGCACAAGUUUGAGCCUCAACACGGUCUUCCACCCCUCAAAGUCAAUAGACUCAAGUACGAAGACUCUCUCAAGAAGGCGGAGAUUCUCAGUCAAGAAAUACUCGUGAGUUUUAGCGCGACGGACGAUCUUGAGGAAGACCCCUGGAGAACUGGAACGGAAAUGCGCGUAUUCCUUGGGACACUAAUAUCUCUUUCUAAGAGAGAAAGAGCAACACUAUCAGGUUGGCAAGCACCUCUCCAUGUAUUGGUCGAGUCACUGUUGGACGCAUGGAGGCUUGCUGGGAACACAUCAGCAACGCCAUCCAUGGCAUGUAUUCACGCUGUCUCGCACUCAGCUACUUUCUCCGAAGCUGGAAGUUGGCGGAGAUUUUCAUGCUCCCAAAAGCGAGGAAAAGAGACAAGACAUCGGUCCAAUCUUGGGGACCAAUUGCCCUACUCUCCUACCUUUCCAAAGGGCUUGAGGGAAUAG
Messenger RNA from Blumeria graminis f. sp. triticale, 678 nucleotides. The record is from the annotation of a GenBank genome assembly. Lineage: Eukaryota; Fungi; Ascomycota; Leotiomycetes; Helotiales; Erysiphaceae.